Camellia sinensis is the source of this 6098-nucleotide messenger RNA. RefSeq lists its product as uncharacterized. The record is from RefSeq and is a predicted model, not a curated record. NCBI's taxonomy places the organism in Eukaryota, Viridiplantae, Streptophyta, Magnoliopsida, Ericales, Theaceae. Gene Ontology annotation, molecular function: phosphatidylinositol binding.
CCCUCCGCAUACCAUCUAACGACACAACCAAAAAAAAAACCAAAACAAAAAAAAGCUCAGGCUCAGCCUCAGAGAGAAAGAAGAACAAACGAAUCAUUACACAGUCUCGUGAUUGCUUCCAAACCGAUUUCACCAUAACGCCUCAAGGAUUUUCAUGAGAGUUUGUCGUUAUCAAUCUCUUCUUGUUGAUCGAUUACGUUCCGGUGUUGAAAGAUUGGAAUUUGAUUCAAUUCGUGCCCGUUUGGUGGUUUUUUAGAUCAAUUGAGACGAAAUUGGAGGUUGUUGAGACAAUGAAGGCGACGGAGGCCUUGCAAGAUCUGAUCGAAGAAGCUAAGCUUCGAACGGUGUAUUGGGCACUUUGUAUCUUUGCAGUAUCUUACUUUUUGACUCACACGAGUAAAUCAAUGUGGAUGAAUAUUCCCAUAUCAAUACUAUUUGUUUCUGCAUUACGAAUUUUAUUUAAUGAGGUGGAAUUCCAUUGGAAAGUGAGGAAAAUUCAUCAGCAGACAUAUUUAUCACAUUUAGAAAAGAAGCAGCUCUCCGUGAAUGAUUCUCGUUUUUCAACAACGCUGCCACCACCAAAAUGGAAGAGAAAAAUUGACUCUCCAGUUGUAGAGGCUGCAAUGGAGGAGUUUGUUAAUAAGAUUUUGCAGGAUUUUGUUUCAGAUUUGUGGUAUUCAGAAAUAACACCUGACAAGGAGGCCCCUGAGCUUAUCCGUGCUGUAAUCAUGGAUGCCCUUGGUGAAGUAUCUGGAAGGGUCAAAGAGAUAAACCUCGUUGAUUUGGUAACAAGGGAUAUAGUUGACUUAGUAGGGGAUCACAUAGAUCUUUUCAGAAGAAACCAAGCUGCUAUUGGUGUGGAUGUAUUGGGAACCCUGUCAUCAGAAGAAAGGGAUGAACGUUUGAAACAUCAUCUUAUUGAUUCAAAGGAGCUUCACCCUGCAUUGAUUUCUCCCGAGUGUGAGUACAAGGUUCUUCAGCAACUUAUAGGUGGGUUGUUAGCUGUAGUGCUGAGGCCACAAGAAGCUCAAUGUCCCCUGGUUCGUUGCAUUGCUCGAGAGCUUGUAACUUGCUUGGUAAUGCUACCAAUUAUGGAUUUUGCAAGCCCUUGGUAUGUUAAUGAGUUGAUUGAGUGUAUUUUGCUUGCUAUUAAAGAUUAUGUGAGCAAAGCAGGGGACAACCAGUCACCCAAUGUAGUGGGUCAUACCAGUGGUCAUGCUGUUGCUGCAGAUGCCAUACAAAAUGAAUUUACUCCUAGGAAGAAUUCAUCUUCCAACAAGCAAGGGACUGACCUGAUGAUGUCAAGAUCCGACAAUCAGAAAGAGAUUCCCCUGGAUGCUUCGGAAAAUUUGUACUCUCAUUUAUUUGGUGAAGAACCUACGCAGUCGCGGCCUGCUGACUGGGCACGGAUAUUGGAGGCAGCAACCCAAAGGAGAACGGAGGUUCUGACGCCAGAAAAUCUUGAAAACAUGUGGACUAAAGGAAGGAAUUAUAAAAAGAAAGUUAGGAAGGUUUCUGCAGGAGGACUUCAGGCUCCUGCUGCCAAGGGUUCAGCAAGUAACAAUGCUGAACCUACAAAAAAUUCAAGGAAGGAAAUGUCAAGCCACAGGUUUCUAAUUUCUUCUACAACAGAAGAUAAAACUCUAGUGCAGUUAUCAUCAGGAUUGCAUAGAGAGACUCGACUAAGUGAUGGGAAGAACAAUGUGGUGUAUUUAUCUCAUGGUCUAAACAAGCAACAAUCUUUUGGGGGAACACCUCUUGUUGAUGAAUUUAAGGCUACCACUUCUCUUACUGACAUUGGGAAUAAAGGUGUACUUAAGAGAUCAAACAGCACUUCUGCUUUAAAUAUUCAAUCUAGUAUGGAAAAAGCUUUCCCAAGUGAGGGUGGUGGGUCCAUUAUUUCAGAGUUCUAUAGCCCAGAUUUUGGAAGGCAUAAUGAUAAUCGUAAUGCUAAGAGUGUUUCAGAUAUGGUGUUACGCAAUGAAGGAGUCCACACUCCCAAGCUUCGGUGCCGGGUUAUAGGAGCAUACUUUGAGAAACUUGGGUCAAAUUCAUUUGCAGUUUACUCAAUUACAGUGACAGAUGCAGAUGAAAACACGUGGUUUGUGAAAAGAAGCAGAUAUAGAAAUUUUGAGAGAUUGCAUCGUCACCUUAAGGACAUUCCUAAUUAUACAUUACAUUUGCCUCCCAAAAGGAUAUUUUCCUCUAGCACUGAGGAUACUUUUGUUCAUCAGCGCUGCAUUCAGCUGGACAAAUAUCUGAGAGAUCUGCUCUCAAUUGCUAAUGUUGCUGAACAACAUGAAGUGUGGGACUUUUUGAGUGCUUCCUCAAAGAAUUACUCCUUUGGAAGAUCAUCUUCAGUGAUGAAAACCCUGGCAGUGAACGUGGAUGACGCAGUGGAUGAUAUCGUACGCCAGUUCAAAGGGGUCUCAGAUGGCUUAAUGCGCAAAGUUGUUGGUUCAUCUUCCCCUCCACAUGAAGUGUCUCCUGCAAUUUCAAGCAGGAACUUAUCCUUUAAUGCUGAGAUGAUUAAACAACUUUCAUGGCAAAAUAGCACAGAAUCAGCAAAAAGCAUUUCUGAUUAUGAUGAAGGUGAUAAAGAUGGAAUUAAUGAGCAUGAGGAAGUAGAACCUACUGUGCAAGAUAGUGGGUGGCAUUCGGACAAUGAAUUGAACACAAAGGGUUUUCCACCUAGGGUGGUUAAACGAGGUGAGAAGAUUAGAAGCUUAGAUCCUGAGAAGAAACAUGGUUCAGAGAAAGAAUCUCCAUCGGUCAGUCUGGGUGGAUAUCUUGCCUCAGGUUUCCCAGUAUCCUCUGAUCACUUGGCGGAUCCGGUUGUAGUGCCACCAGAGUGGACACCACCUAAUGUAAGCUUACCUGUGUUGAAUUUAGUUGAUAAGAUGUUUCAGCUAAAGAGAAAAGGCUGGCUAAGAAGACAGGUCUUCUGGAUAUCAAAGCAAAUAUUGCAGUUAAUGAUGGAAGACGCUAUUGAUGACUGGCUCCUGGGGCAAAUUCAGUGGCUCCGGAGAGAUGAUGUUAUUGCUCAAGGGAUUCGGUGGGUCCAAGAUGUUCUUUGGCCCGAUGGCACAUUCUUUCUGAGAUUAAAUAGUCAUACUGAAAUAGAUGAUUGUGAACCUCAUCAGCGAUCUUUUCAAACUACAAGGAGUAGGGCCUCUAAACUUGGUUCUUUUGAGCAGCAGCUUGAGGCUGCUCGUAGAGCUAGUGAUAUCAAGAAAAUGAUCUUCAAUGGAGCUCCAACUGCUCUCGUCAGCUUGAUUGGGCAUAAGCAGUAUCACCGUACCGCAAGAGAUAUAUAUUAUUUCCUUCAGUCUACAAUCUGUUUGAAGCAACUAGCAUAUGGAAUACUUGAACUGGUACUCGUUUCAGUUUUCCCUGAGCUGCGUGACCUUGUGCUGGAUAUUCAUCAGAAGAUGCACACCCAGCCGGAAUAGCAAUAGUUUCCAUUUUUCUUCACACUUAUCCAUUAUUCAUUCCUAGAGUGGAUAGCUAAUUUCCUGAUAACACUGAGGGUCAAAAGAUGAAUUCGUCCAAGAUUGGCAAGAUAACCUGACUCGGAUAUUCAUUGCCCUUUGACUGCUUUGUGGUGAUAUUCUUUUCCUCAAGGAAGGGAGAAAUGAGAUUCUGAUAAAUGUACAAAAAUCGCUUCUAGGAUGCGGGAAAUAGUUUUUCUGUAUCCCUCUCUUCUAACUGUACAGGAAUGGACAAUUAGAAUUUGUAUAGGAAGUCCUCUUGCUGAAAAUACUGAUUUACUUGAACAACACACCCUUUGAUGGGAAUUUUGUAUUGAUUUUUUUUGGAAAUUACAACCAGUGCUGGUCUCUCUAUUCGUUCCUCAUGUUAGUAAUUUUUCUUUUUUUGAAAAAAAGAAAUAAAAAUGUCGGAUUGCUUUUAUUUAUGACAUUUCAAAAAACUCGAGAUAUUAUGUAAUACCUCUUUAGUUUCCGUAACCAAUAUCUGCUGCUACCAACCCUUGAACACCUGACCUAUGGUUUUCACAUGGCUUGAGAACCACACAGCAGUUGCCAAGGUUCCAUGAAUGGGUUGGUGUUGAUUACCUCCAUCUGUUUACUUUUACUGCAAUAUCUUUCUUUACUUUGUUUUGUUUUUUGUAUAUUUUUUAUAAACAUACUUUGUUGUUGUGUUUUUGAAUUAUGUGAUAGGAGCAACUGAUGUGAUUAUAAAAAGUUUGUAAAAUUUGUUGAUUUGUACAACACUAUUCUUUUAUAUACCAUUACGUGGAAUGGGUUUUUGAAAGUUGAGGCGAAAUAUGCUGUCUGUAGAAGUUCACUAUGCACGAGCAUAAUCUUUUUAUUGGAUAUCAGCAAAUACUCUUUUAUUGGAGAUCAACGAUUAGCAAUUCUAACAAAGAGACCUAUUGAACGUGGUGUCAGUUAUGCAAAUCAGUGCCAAAUUUUAUGUAACACAUGCUUAACAAAGCAUACAUAAAACUGAUCCCUUAAAAUUAGCAAAACUGCAUUCGUUCUUACAUGAAGGCGAGCAAUAGCAUUGUAUGAACAAAUCACACAUUGAAACUUAAAAAAGGUUGCUAAAUGGGCCGGUGAGAGUUUUGCGUAGAUUGGAGUACAGGGCGAGGAGAGAGUAUUGGCGUAGAUUAGCAACCUCAUACCAAGAAUUGAGGACCUCCUCGUUCUUGUUGGUGCCUGAGAAAGCCAACUGUAUGCCUAGGUUGCAGUCAACAGCACCACCAUUGCCUAUGCAGUUUGAAGUUGGAAUUGCACAGUCUGUAUGGUUUAGGCAAACUAAAGACUUCCCAGUGCAUGAGGCACACCCAAACUUCUUCCAAUACAAGUUUUGAAGAGUGCCCUUUUGGAAUUCAAGCACCUGUGAUGGAACAACAUAAAUAACUAACUUCAAUACUGUAGUAUGCAAAAAUUAUUAGGUGGCUUGGCAAAUCAAGCAUGGCCGUCAGGGCGUGUUAAAGCAUUUUCAGAAUAUAUUUGUAUAUAUAUGUUUUUUGAUUAUUUUGAAAAGUUGAAUAUUGUUAUUGUUGUCUGAAUUAAGAGAGAGGUAUGACUAUUGAGUUUGAAACCAAAGAGUUAUGACCAUUAGGUUUAAAUUCAUUUGUGCAUAACAUAGUCGGACAACAAUUAUUAAGACAUGGCUUGAUUGUAUCUUGGAGGUAGAUUUGUUGUAACUUGCUUACACAUCAGAUUUGACUGAAUUGGUCUUACCAGAGUAAAGCUAGUUACUGUGUUUGUCAUAUCUGCAACAAAGAUGGGCACUGAUCUUGCUAUAUAUUGCCGCCCUGCAAAAGCCACCAUAUACCCACCUGCCAUAUUCUGCAUAUAUAUAUUCAUAAAAAUCACAAAAGAAAUUAAUUACAUUUUCUUUCAAUUCAUUAAAAUGAUUCGAAUUUUAUUAGAAACACAGAACAAAUAAUUAAAAGAUGACUAGUUCAUGAAAUUCAUGGAGAUUAUCAUGGCAGCCAAACAAAAAUUUUCAUUUCUAGAGAUAAAAUCAUCCAACAUUAAAGAAAUUUGAACUUCAUUGGAAACAUAAUUUUUUUCAAAAUUAUAAUUUAAAAAAUUUAUGUGUUCUUAGCACAACUGUUAAAAAAUAGAAAAAAGAUCAUAGAAAAACUUCAACAAAGACUAGUUCAAUCAAGUUUGUGAAACUUGUUGAAAAUUUUUCAAGUAUAUUGUCUUGCAACCAAACAAGUUUUCCAAAUUCUGGAGAUAAAAUCAUCAACAAACUCAGAAAUUUAGGCUAUAACAAGUACAUACCGGAUUGAAUUGGGUGCCAUUGAGGGUAAGGAGAGAAAUCUCAUCCACCUUAGGCCUGAACAUGGCAAGUUGAAAGUGAUGCUAGCGAGGAGAAGAUGACGAUCACAAAGUGAAAGCUGAGUCUCAUUGAAAAUGAAGGACUCUUUUGUCGAGAAAGCAAGACCGAAGGUAAAACCAUCAUAUCUCUGAACUUUUGCAUCUAAACAAGGAUCAAAUACAUGAUUUGUGUCCCAUGCUUUGGCUUGGAUCAUCAUCAAUGUCAUUAUCGCAAUGUGUGUUACCAUAAUUGCCCUCACCAUGGCAGGUAAUCUUCUUCAUUGAAAAAAAAAAAAA